Ostrinia nubilalis (European corn borer) is the source of this 1467-nucleotide messenger RNA. RefSeq names its product protein NDRG3-like. The transcript has a single exon. Gene Ontology annotation, cellular component: cytoplasm. The record is from RefSeq and is a predicted model, not a curated record. Gene Ontology annotation, biological process: signal transduction. NCBI's taxonomy places the organism in Eukaryota, Metazoa, Arthropoda, Insecta, Lepidoptera, Crambidae. Bases 319 to 1296 code for a protein of 325 amino acids.
UCCGCUCUCAGUGGGACGCGCGUUCGCUCACUCUACACAUUAUUGACCAUUUCCUGCGACAUUCCCACAAAAACAAUAUUACCUGCCGAUAGAACUGCCCCAAAACCUUUACAAUAAGUGACAAUACAGUGAUUAGUGACAAAUACAUAAAUAUUAAGUACUGUUAUAACGUAGUUGUGUAAUGGAAACGCUUCGAGUCUCGUUAGCAGCGGCUAAUCGAGCUAAUUAGCAAAAUCCCUGUGUUCGAGUCGCGAGUUACAUUCAGCCAAGCUGUUGGCGCGCGUAAACUAAAUCGAAGUUUAAGUGUCAAAGAGUAAAAUGCCAUCUUCAGUGCAAGAGAAUAUUGCUCUGCUCAACAUGAUGUCGUCGGAUAAUCUGGAAGACGAUCUAAAGAGUGUUCAGCUACAUUAUCCAUCUGACAGACGAUUGCAAGCCGACAGCGCAUGCGUGGAGGAGAGGGUGAGGACUUCCCUGGGGGACAUUGUGGUAGCGGUCAGAGGCGAUCGCAACAAGCGAGCCAUAAUUACUUACCACGACCUUGGUGUCAACUAUGCUGCCAACUUUCAGGCUUUCUUCAACUUUACUGAUAUGAGACCUAUUUUGGAGCAAUUUUGCAUUUACCAUAUUAAUGCACCGGGUCAGGAGGAAGGAGCCCAUUACUUACCCGAAGAUUACACAUACCCAAGCAUGGACGCUUUGGCCUCCCAAAUAGAUUUUGUUCUGGGUCAUUUUGGUAUACGAUCAUUCAUAGGCUUCGGGGUGGGUGCAGGUGCAAAUAUUUUGGCGCGAUAUGCGAUUGCUAAUCCACAAAAGGUGGAUGCUUUGGUUUUGAUCAACUGCACCUCUACCCAAGCUGGCUGGACUGAAUGGCUCUACCAAAAGAUAAAUACAAGACAACUCCGUUCGAGCGGAAUGACUCAAGGAGCGUUGGAUUAUUUGAUGUGGCAUCACUUCGGUCGCAGCACCGAGGACCGUAACCAUGACCUUGCUCACAUGUUCAAACAAUAUUUCUCUCACGUGAACGCGAUCAAUUUGUCAAUGUUCAUAGAGUCCUAUUUGCGGCGCACCGACUUAGCAAUAGCUAGAGAGAGUAACACUAUAAAGGUGCCAGUUUUGAAUGUCACCGGCGCUCUAUCACCUCAUGUUGAUGAUACCGUAACCUUUAACGGGAGGCUGGACCCUGCCAAGACUUCGUGGCUGAGCAUCUCCGACUGCGGCAUGGUUCUUGAGGAGGAACCGGCGAAAAUGGCUGAAGCCUUCAAACUAUUUUUGCAAGGCGAGGGAUACUGCAGGUAGUCAUGCUGCCCCCAUGUAAAGAGAAUGCAGCGCUGAAACAAUAGAAUGCACUUGAUGCUUACACGCGAGCUUUAACGACACUGUUGUAGUCACAUGAUGAUGUAGAGACGAAGUUGUUGUUGUUCUUUGUUUCUAGAUAUUUAUCUGAAUAAAAUUUAAUUUUAUGGCUUA